UUCUGUUCUGGCAUUCCACAAUUCAAUUUCUUCAUUUUUAUAUACAAGAAAGACUUGCUUUAUUCCAUACGCUCUCUCUAAAAAGUCUCAUGGCUAACCAUAUUUUUAUAAAAUGAAUAUGCAGCCUCUCUCUCUCUCUUAUAAUUGCUGUGUCUUUUGAACCAGAAAUUGAAGAGAAGAGCAAAAGUAAGGUAUGGGGAGAGCUCCUUGCUGCGACAAAGCCAACGUGAAGAAAGGUCCAUGGUCACCCCAAGAAGAUGAUGCGCUUAAAUCUUAUAUAGAUAAGCAUGGCACUGGUGGUAACUGGAUUGCUUUGCCUCCAAAAAUUGGUCUUAAAAGAUGCGGCAAAAGCUGCCGUCUCAGAUGGUUAAACUAUCUUCGCCCUAACUUAAAGCACGGAGGCUUCUCUGAGGAAGAAGACAGCAUAAUCUGCAGCCUCUAUAUUAGUAUUGGGAGCAGGUGGUCUAUAAUUGCAGCACAGUUGCCAGGAAGAACUGAUAAUGACAUAAAGAACUACUGGAAUACAAGGUUGAAGAAGAAGCUUCUUGGAAAGCAUCGUAAAGAGCAACAACCUAGAAGAGGUAAUAAUGGCCUGCAACAAGAGACGAAGAGAGCAAAUCCAAUAACAGUUUCAUCAACUGAUAACAAUUUCAGUAAUCAAAACCCUUAUUGGCCGGAGCUGCCUUCGCCAGCUCCCAUACCAUACUCCAAUCAAGAACCACUUUUUAACGACCAUGCGUCUGUCAGGAAAUUGCUUAUCAAGCUUGGAGGAAGAUUCUCUAAUGAUGAAGAUCGCACGAAUCAUGGAAAGUCGACGAAUCCUCAAUUGUCCUUCUCCCAGAAAAUUUAUGAACAGACGACCGUUAGUAUCUCUUCUUCUGCUGCUUCAAGUUCAAUGGCGGCUUUUAAUAAUAAUUGCUGUAAUGCAAGUGCUCAAUUUGCACAAACACAGUGCAACAACGUAUUAGAUUGGACUGGAUUGCAAAUGUUCAAAACACAAAACAAUUUUCAUGGAGGAAGUGAAGAAAUUGUAUACAGCAGCAGCAACCCUCAAAGAUUGGACGGAUUGGAGUUUCUAAUAGGCGAAAAUAUGUUAAAUGAAAGAUUUGACAUGAGCUCAUUGAUUUAUUCUCCUGUUAACGGUAUAAAUUGUGAAGGAAAGGCACAAAGUUUAAUGCUGCAAGAAUAUGGUAGCGUUGAUGAGCUGAGGUACCGUGCUUGAUGAUUGAUAAAAUGAUAUAUUUUGUGUACAUUAAUAGCAUAAGCUACUAUAAAGAUUUGUAUCAAUAGGAAGGUGUUGGAAAUUUGAAAAACUCUAAGAAGAUCAUAUGUGAAAUGUUAGCAUUCCCUUUUGAUUAUAUAUAUUUAAGUUAUUUGGUGUCA
Mercurialis annua (annual mercury) is the source of this 1383-nucleotide messenger RNA. RefSeq names its product transcription factor RAX3-like. The transcript has 3 exons. Bases 194 to 1222 code for a protein of 342 amino acids. NCBI's taxonomy places the organism in Eukaryota, Viridiplantae, Streptophyta, Magnoliopsida, Malpighiales, Euphorbiaceae. The record is from RefSeq and is a predicted model, not a curated record.